AUGAACACCCAACAAGACCAAUUGGGCUCUGAAAAUGGGCCCUUGAUUGAUUUUACGGGGGGCGGCUCCGAGUCGGGCUCGGCUGGGCGGUCCUCGUAUAGUGCUUCUGACCCGAAUGUUUCUCAAAUACGUCGCCGGUUCGGCCAUUCCGUUCGGUUGAUCCUAUAUACUCGGACCGCCCCUUCCCUCCUCUCUUCUACCCGACCCGACUUUCCCUACGCACGGCAACCCAGCUCUUCCUACAUACGCCAAACAAACAGGUCUCCUCCUGCUACACCCCAAUCCUCUUACCCAUGGAACCAACCCAGCAUGGACACACUCUCCCGCCCAGACCGGUUCUCACGCACUACAGCACACACAGCCAUAUCCGAUAUCCUAUUCAACUUUGACCUCGACCCGUCGGGCGCGGCCGAACUCAUUCAAGACGCAUGCGAGACCGCACGUCGGGUCGGAGUCUCGACCGAGGAUCUGCUCUCCCGGACCGUGUUUCUCGGCACGUCCGAUCUGGGCAUGACGCCGCUUUGCUUGGAGGCGUCGAGGGUGGAUGUUGGUGCUGGCCUCGAGUUGGUGCUGUGGUUGAUGGAGAAUACGAAACCGUGGGAUGUGGAUGGUGAAGUGAGGAAGGGGUGUUUGAUGAGAUGUAAUGGGAUGGGUGAGCAAGUUGUUUGGAAUAUUUUAAGGAGUUUUGUCCCAGAUGUGGACGGGGAAGGGGAAGGGAGUGCGGCGUAUGAUGUGGACGUCGAAGGACUGGCUUUUGUUCGCGUUGGGGCGAGUGGUGUGGUAGCAAGCCCGGUCGAGAGCGAGGACGAUGACGAUGAGAGUGACCAAGGGAGUUUGUACGAUGAUGUAUCGAUUAUCGACCCCGACGAAUCGAUGUAUUUGGACCAAGCGGAUAUCGAAACUCUCAAGUCUUCCUCUGACGAACGCGACCAGCAGUUGGAAGCCGAAAACCAAACCCAAGAGGUCGAGGAGCUUCCCAGUCGAAUACACCGCGCACGUAUCGUCUUACCUUCGUUCAAAGAGUCGCUUACCGGCCCAAGCUGGUCCUAUACAUCUCCUUCGAGAGGAAACCGAUUCGGAAUGGCACCCACCGGCUCUGUGGGAGAUAAAUUGCUCAUUGCCGAGUGGAUGUUUGAAGGUCGUAUCUGGGCCUUGUCGAUAGGAGAAGACACACUCCUCCUUACGCUUCGCCAAACGAGCUCCGUCGUUUCUUCAGACCCGCUCCGUGUCCAAGCAAUUGUCCGGAUUCUCCCUCUCGAUAUGCACUGGAACGAAACGAAACCGAUCGACCAGAUUGGGUCGGAUCGUUUGUUGCCUACUGAAAUUCCAAGCGACACAUUGCUCUCGAGUCCUCUGUACGAGUGGGAGUCCGAGGAGAAAGAGUUGGUCCCGGGGCCUGUGGGUGUAGGCUCAAGCUCGUCGAUUUGGAAAACGAAAAUUAGAGCAUCGGAUUUUUCGAUUCUGGAGUUGGCGGGUGAACAGAGUGGAAUCAAGGUAGAGGUCAUGGUCAGGACUAGGGAAAAAUCCAGUAGGGAGGUGGUUAUGGAAGCGAGUACGAGUGUAGGAGUUGGUGGCUUCAAUAGCGUUGCUCUGAGUAUCGCGGACGAUGCGAGUGAUUGGCAGUUUGUAGACGAUUGA
Molecule: messenger RNA, 1638 nt
Organism: Rhizoctonia solani
Lineage: Eukaryota; Fungi; Basidiomycota; Agaricomycetes; Cantharellales; Ceratobasidiaceae
Exons: 3
Coding region: 1-1638 (545 amino acids)
Source: RefSeq, a predicted model, not a curated record